Marchantia polymorpha subsp. ruderalis is the source of this 1272-nucleotide messenger RNA. The record is from the annotation of a GenBank genome assembly. NCBI's taxonomy places the organism in Eukaryota, Viridiplantae, Streptophyta, Marchantiopsida, Marchantiales, Marchantiaceae.
AUGAACUUCAAUUUUGAAUUUGUGGCCACAAUGUACACAAGGAUGCAUUAUUGCAGUUUAAUAGGGGAUUUCAUGGCGACCCGCUUGGACGCUUACCAUUGGAGUCCAGUGAACUUGUCCAGUUUCUGCUCUUGGACUGGCGUCAUUUGCAGCAACUCCAGCCGCAAACUGGCUCUGGUGCUCCCGGGCACUCUUAAAAUGGCACUCUUACUGCGGGUGUUCUCUUUCGGAUACAACGACCUUCUUGGGAAUGUACCUGAGGAACCUGGGAAACUAGCGAAUUUGGAGGACUUGGUAAGUUACAGAAACGAUUCGAGUGGUGUCAUACUAAACUCGCUGGCACUGUUCGAAGCCAGGACACUGGAUGCUGAUAAUAACUACUUCACUGGUCCAUCAAACAAUCCUUCUGGGAUUGUAUCAGAGAAGCUCGGGGAACUAGCCAAUCUGACGGAGCUGCAUCUUUAUAGCGAUGGACUUACUGGUCCAAUACCAGUCUCAAUAGCAUAUUGUUCAAAGCUGAGCGGUUCCUCUCUAGUAGAUUGUUCCGAGCUCAAGGGCUCCUUGCAUCGUUUCCUGGUCAAUUGCACGAACAUGCAGGCAUUGCACGUGUCAACAAAUCCGCUGAGCAGUAUCGAACCUCGAGAGAUUGGCCGUUUGAAUUCGCUUCAAAGGUUGUACGUUCAUGAGAAUUUACUCCAGGCUACUAUACCUCCUCCUUUGACCAACUGCUCAGAUUUUGGUGGGUGGUCUGUCGACGCGAGGUAUAUUUUCAGCAACAAGUUGACAGGGAUCAUACCUGUUUCUGUCGUCAAUUGUUCCUCGCUGUCAGCUCCGGCGCUGCCAGACAACUCUCUCACAGGGUCCAAUGCGUUGCAUAGAAAGAUUCCGCCGAGGAUCGGCAAUCUCAGGAAUUCCCUCUUAACUUUGGGCCACGACCGGCUUGGCCGAGCAAUUCCACGCUCUUUGGAGCACUGUGGUCUGUUGAGAACUCUGGACGUCGACAGUGACGAGGCGUCAGGUAUUCUGGAGGGCUUUGCAAGGAGAGCGCUGCCUUAUCUUCAGGUUCUGGACCUCUCAGAUAAUCGCUUCACUGGACAUCUUCCUGUAACCAUCCAGUGCAUUGAUGACUUCAAGAGAACAUCUAUCUCCACAAUGGUUGGAACUGGGGACCAUCUAAUGGCGAUGUUUGAUAGCGGCACUGGCAAGUUCUGGAUCAAUGCGCAGUUCCUGACGACCGUGUGGGACAAUGGAACUCUAACGAGCUUCACUUAG